Molecule: messenger RNA, 1817 nt
Organism: Biomphalaria glabrata
Lineage: Eukaryota; Metazoa; Mollusca; Gastropoda; Planorbidae
Product: galactoside alpha-(1,2)-fucosyltransferase 2-like
Exons: 6
Coding region: 504-1709 (401 amino acids)
Biological process (GO): carbohydrate metabolic process
Cellular component (GO): membrane
Molecular function (GO): galactoside 2-alpha-L-fucosyltransferase activity
Source: RefSeq, a predicted model, not a curated record
GACAUGGAGCAAAGGAGACAAUCACUGGUAAGCCUUUUACUGUAGACUGGCUAACAUAGUGUUUGGUUCUUUGAACUAACUCGUGAUUGUGGAGGAUUACAACGGCAGUUUCCCAUUGUAGUAAAACAAAUUAUGCAGGUCACAGAUGGGACUGUGUAGCCACGUGAAGUAGUCUCGUUUUAAAAACUAAAUGGAAUGGCAGUACACUUGAAAUCUUCAAACCCUAACACUGUCAGAUUGGUUAUCUUCACUUCAACACACUUAUCCAGCACAAAGAGCGCAGGCCUAUAAAAGUGUUUCUCAAAGUUUGAUUUGCUGCGCCGCACCCCUAAACCUUACCCCAAGAAUUACAUUUCCUCCCCUAACCUACACACACUUUUGGAAGCAAGGGGAUCUGCUGAUUUGUGUACACUUGUGUUUGAAAAAAUCAAAAGAAAGUUCAACUAGUUUUGACAUUAAAGAAUCCCCAGGAUAACACCAACCAAGACGGCAGGGGUUAAAAGAUGCGAAAAUGUUAUUUUUUCUUCGUUUGUGGCUGCGUCAUCGUAAAUCUGGGUGUUUAUCAAUUUUUUCAAGAUCUGAGUGUGACAGACGGACAGACGGACAUUUUGCACAAACCUAAUAACGGCUUUUUCCCCUUACGGGGGCCGCUAAAAACACCACUUUUAAAUGAAAAACUUCAGCUGAGUAAAUCACACGUUGUGAAGUUCAUGUUGUCGUUCGACUCAAAUAACACACAGAUUGAUCUACAUGUUUACGCCAACUCAUCAGCCAACAAUGAGAGGGCUCUAACGCUACCUAGCUCAACACAAAACCCAAACAACUCUUUGGCUAAUGAAUCCUCUUCGUCCACAAGAACGACAACUGCUCAGCAAUCUGCUACCUCCCGGGCCAUUGCAACGAAACUCUACCUGACCACUUGGUUCAUGGGUCGCCUCGGUAACCAGAUGUUCAUCUAUGCUUCGAUGGUAGGCCUGGCCAGGGCACAGAACAGAGUGCCUGUAAUAAACAGCGGGGGAGAUCUGGUGAACACGUUUCAGAUUACCAACCUCAAUGAAAACAUUAACACAAAUAGAUGGAAAUGGGUUAGUGAGUCAGCCUUUGCUAUAUUCGAGUCAAAGCUUAUGAAUCUCCCACCCAUUAACAUUAUUGUCACUGGAUAUUUGCAAUGCUGGAGAUAUUUUCAGCACGCUCAAGAUGAAAUUAGGCGGGAAUUUACUUUCGUACCUUCCAUACAGAAAGAAGCAGACGCUGUACUUGCAAGUUGUAGAUCAAAACUACAGAAUCACGUGAUAGUCGGCGUGCACGUUCGACGUGGCGACUUAGUCUUAUCCAGAAAUAAAAGACUCGGCUACGGAGUUGCGAAAGCGUCCUAUUUUGUCAAAGCCUUCGCUAAAAUGAGGUCAUUACUACCCAAUCAAAACAUAACAUUUCUGGUGGCGAGUGACGAUUUGACUUGGUGUAUAGACAACAUUAAUGAUACAAGCGUUACAUUUUUACCCAAAAUGGAUGCCGGAAGUCACUUCGCCAUUUUGUCCAGCUGUGAUCACGUGAUCUUGUCAAGCGGAACGUUUGGUUGGUGGAUCGCCUGGCUGGCCAACGGGACCACUAUUUAUUACAAAGAUCAUAUCAGGAAGAACACUCCAUUGUAUUUUACAUAUAAAGACAGUGAUUAUUAUCCACCAUGGUGGAUCGGCCUUAGAAACUGAAAACAGAAAGCUUGUUUGAAAAAGUGACAAAAUUCGAAAAAUAUUUUAAGCCACUGAAAAAAGUUCCAUCUGAAUCUAUAAAAAAGAAAUAAAAGCGGUACAAAUGUG